This is a messenger RNA of Protopterus annectens (West African lungfish), 2584 nucleotides long. RefSeq names its product zinc finger protein 271-like. The transcript has 4 exons. Gene Ontology annotation, molecular function: RNA polymerase II cis-regulatory region sequence-specific DNA binding; DNA-binding transcription factor activity, RNA polymerase II-specific. The coding region runs from base 1 to 2508 and encodes 835 amino acids. Lineage: Eukaryota; Metazoa; Chordata; Ceratodontiformes; Protopteridae. Gene Ontology annotation, biological process: regulation of DNA-templated transcription. The record is from RefSeq and is a predicted model, not a curated record.
AUGACUGAGCUAGUAACUGAUGGUGGCUUGCUAGGUAUUGGAUAUUAUGUGCCAAACAGCUUUGAAGAUGUUGCUGUUGAGUUUUCAAGUGAAGAGUGGAAGAUGUUGAGUGAACAGGACAAAGAGUUACACCGGGAGGUGAUGGUACAGAACUAUAAGAACAUGAUUUCUUUAGGUUAUAACAUCCCAUUGGAUGAACUUCUGUUACUUCUUAUGAAAGAUAAAACCAUUGCAGCUGCUAAAACUGAAGGAAGAAAAACAGUGCCAAAAAGGCAACUUCCUGGUAACAGAACCAGCAUCACCAGGAAUGGAGAAUUCAGUGUCGUCCAGGGUCUGCAGUCAUCUUAUGGGAAACUCUGGAAUGCAGAAUAUGACAGAGCUAUGCCCGAUGAGAUGCUUAUCAUAAGGCAAGAACCAGUGAAGAUGGAAACAAGAAAUGGUAAUUGUAGGCAAAGUAAUGAGGACUUUGUCAUGAAAACUGAAUUAGAAAAGCAUCUGCAAACUGAAUUAGAGGAAACGCCAUGCAGCUGGCUUAACCAUAGCAACAGUGUAACAUUUUAUAGUAACAGUGUAACUGAUCCUCUAAGUGACAAUGGGGAAAACAAAAAGAAUACCCCCCCAACGCAUAAACAAGCACUCAUUAGGCAGGCCUUGCAUGAAGGUGUUAUGAAUGCCAAAGGUUUUACAGAUGGGAAAAACUUAGCACUGCAGAAGAUCAAUCAUACUGGUCAGAAUCCCUUUACCACAUGUGACAAAAGUUUUACACAGAAUAGCGACAUGCCAGAACUUCAGAAUGUCCACAUUUGGCAAAAGGAUCAUCAGAAUAUCCACACUAGCCUAACACCCUGUAACAAGAGUCUUGCAUACAAAGGCAAUAUGUUGAAUCAGAUACACUCUGGGCAGAAGCCAUAUAAAUGUACCACAUGUGACAAGAGUUUUGAACUAAAGGGAAAUCUGGCCCAACAUCAGAGGAGUCACACUAGCAUGUGUGAUAAAAACUUUGUAUACAAAAGUAGUUCAGGGACUCAUCAGGGGCUCCACACUGGGCAGAAGCCAUAUAAAUGUUCCAUGUGUGACAAGAGUUUUAUAAGAAAGAACCAACUUGCACUUCAUCAGAAGCUGCAUACAGAGCAGAAACCAUACAAAUGCACCACAUGUGACAAGAGUUUUGCAUACAAAGGCAACAUGUUGAAUCAUCAGAUACACUGUGGGGAGAAACCAUAUAAAUGUUCUAUGUGUGACAGGAGUUUUAUACAGAACCACCGACUGGCACUUCAUCAGAAGAUGCAUACAGGGCAGAAUCCAUACAAAUGUGUCACGUGUGACAAGAGUUUUGUAUACAAAGGCAGCAUGAUGAAUCAUCAGAUACACUGUGGGCAGAAACCAUAUAAAUGCGCCGUGUGUGACAGGAGGUUUGGAUACAAAAGCAGUGCUUUGAUUCAUCAGAGGAUCCAUAGUGGGCAGAAGCCAUAUAAAUGCACCAUUUGUGACAAGAGUUUUAUACAGAAGAGUAAUUUGAUGAUGCAUAACUAUACCCACAGUGGACAGAAGCCAUAUAAAUGUACAAUUUGUGACAAGAGUUUUGCAUACAAAAACAGUAUGGCAAUUCAUCAGAAGCUCCAUAGUGGGCAGAAGCCAUAUAAAUGCACCAUGUGUGACAAGAGUUUUAUAAAGCAGAGUCAUUUGAUGAUGCAUAACUAUACCCACAGUGGACAGAAGCCAUAUAAAUGUACCAUGUGUGACAAGAGUUUUGCAUACAAAAACAGUAUGGCAAUUCAUCAGAAGCUCCAUAGUGGGCAGAAGCCAUAUAAAUGCACCAUGUGUGACAAGAGUUUUGUGGAUAAGAAUCAUAUGGUGACGCACCAGUAUAUCCAUACUGGGCAGAAGCCAUAUAAAUGCACCAUGUGUGACAAGAGUUUUGUGCAGAAGAAUUACCUGGUACACCAUCAGAACAUGCAUACUGGACAGAAACCAUAUAAAUGCACCGUUUGUGUCAAGAGUUUUGCGUGCAAAAGCAGUGUGGUGAUACAUCAGAGGGUCCACAGUGGGCAGAAGCCAUAUAAAUGCACCAUGUGUGACAAAAGUUUUGCAUACAGAAGCAGCUUCGUGAAUCAUCAGAGGCUGCACUCUGGGCAGAAGCCAUAUAAAUGCACCAUGUGUGACAAGAGUUUUGUGCAUAACAAUCACCUGGUACACCAUCAGAACAUGCAUACUGGACAGAAACCAUAUAAAUGCACCACAUGUGGCAAAAGUUUUGCAUACAAAAGCAGUGUGGUGAUUCAUCAGAGGCUCCACAGUAGGCAGAAGCUGUAUAAAUGCACCAUGUGUGACAAGAGUUUUGCAUCCAGAAGCAGCUUGGUGACUCAUCAGAGGCUGCACUCUGGGCAGAAGCAAUAUAAAUGCACCAUGUGUGACAAGAGUUUUGUGCAGAAGAGGCAACUGGUACUUCAUCAGAACAUGCAUACUGGGUCCAAACGGAGAAAUACGUCAGCAAGCAAAGGAGAGUAGUAUUGCUGAAAUUGAAUUCAUCCUCAAGUCUUGGAGAAUACCUCUAUGAGGUGGACCCUGUUUUUUUACAAAAGUU